AAGCUAAGAAGCGUAUUUAUACAUACAUACACAAUAUAUACAUAUGCAAGCAUAUUUACACAAUCCUAUUCAGGCAACAUUUGCAUAAUGAAUCUACAUCACUACCUGGCUCAGCUACUACUGCCUUCCCUUUCCCCACCUCGGCUUAAAGGCACAGGAUAUUCCAAAUUCAUGGGUUCAGUGGGUGAGGGUCUUCCCUCGGAGGUGCGGUUUUCCCAUUUCAAUGCACCAAGUUCACUCUUAGGAUACAAUUUCACAAGUUAGUUAAAGCUCUCUAUCCCACAUCUCUCGAAGCUGGCUUAGGCCGCCACAUGACCUGCCCCUUCCCUUUAUCUUACAUCGCAUCUCUUAGGUCAGGUCGUUCUUCUUUUCGCAGAAAUUGUUCUCCCCGCAACUCGUGCCCCCGCCCGGGAGCCACGCAGGAGCCUGGGAGAGGGGCCGGGCGGCGGGGACAGCCGUGUCCCCAGGGCCCGGGGGAGCGGCCGCCCCACCCGUCGGGGCGGGCUCGGGCAGGCCAGGUGAGGCGGUCCCGGCCCUGCCUCUCCCUGCUGCCGCAGCCUCCUGCCCUCGCUCCCGGCCGGCGCGGCGCUGGGGGUGCCGGCGGCAUGGCGGAGUCCCAGGUGCUGCUGCUGGACGAGCUGCACGUCAACGAGAAGGUGACAGAGGCCCAGGCCCGCUUCUACUACAGCGAGGAGCAGCGCCGAGCCCUGGAGGCGCUGGUGACCCGCGGCGAGGCCGCGUACCGGGAGGCGCUGAGGAAGGAGCAGCUCCGCGAUUUCCUCUCCGGCCGGGAGCUGCAGGACCUGCGGGGCGGCUGGCGGGGCUACGACGACCCCCGGGAGGGCGGCAAGGUGGCGCGGGGGCCCGGCGGCGAGACCCUCUCGCUGGCCUACUGGCCCGAGUGCUCGGACACCGAGGUGCCCCCGCUGGACUUGGGCUGGACCGACAAGACGUUCUACCGCGGCAUCAGCCGGGUGUCCCUCUUCACGCACCCGCGCAAGGAGGAGAGCGCGCCGCACCUGAAGGAGGUGGUGCGGGAGAUGAUCCAGCAGGCGCAGAAGAUUAUUGCAGUGGUCAUGGAUGUAUUUACGGACCGGGACAUCUUCCGCGAUAUUGUCGAUGCAGCGUAUAAGCGCUGGAUCCCAGUCUAUAUCAUCCUAGAUGAGGAGGGUGUCAAGCUCUUCCUGGAAAUGUGCAGAUGCCUUGACCUCAGUGACUUGCAGAUCCGGAAUGUCCGCAUACGCUCUGUGACAGGGGUUGGGUUCUACAUGCCAUCAGGGAAGAUCAGAGGCACACUGGCAUCCCGAUUCCUGAUGGUGGAUGGUGAAAAGGUGGCCACUGGAUCAUACAGCUUCACAUGGACUUCAUCUCACAUUGACAGAAACAUCCUGCUCGUCUUGACAGGACAGCACGUGGAGAUGUUUGACAUUGAGUUUCGUGAGCUCUACGCCAUCUCAGAGGAAGUUAAUUUAUACAAGGAACUGGGUAUUGCUAACCCUUUCCUCCUUGGAAUUGGGAAGCCAGGCUUUCAUUCCUCUACCGUGGCUCGGAAGUUCAUUAACCCAAAGUAUGGUUUAGUAGCAGGGGCAACCCGUGGUGAUAUGAUGCUCUGGGCUUCACGGCACAGGCAAGACAAUCAGGGAAAUAUGGAAAAGGAGGAAACAAGCGAGUCAAAGAAACGGUUAAAUCGGUUCCUGAAUGACUUAGUCACAUUGGAGCAAGUGUUCCCAGAAAUAGAUCCACCUCUGGAGAACUUGAACAAGCUGAAUCGGAGCCCCCAGAAACUGUUGUCCCGGCUCCAUAUGGACCUGAAAAAUAAAUCCAAAUCCAGAGAGUCUAUUCGUGACAUAAAGAAGGAAGAUGCACAGAGCAAUGCAAAGCAAGGAAAGCGAUUUGCCAGUGGGCUUUUCAGUCGCAAGGCCAAGCGGUCUCCAGGCUCAAGCAUUGAGGCCAAUUCUUUUGCGAGUGAAGGACAUUCAGGAGAAGACCUUGGGAACAUGAAACUGGAAUAUGAAAGGCUCAGCAUUGGCCAUGCUAGUGUUCGGAGCACUGGAGGCAACUCAGGUAACCUGAAUCCAAACUCCACUAUGAGCGAUAAAAACAAACAGUCUACCUGUGUGUUAUCUUGAUUGGGAAGGAUUGUCUGGAGAACUAAAGACUGAAUCACAAGCUGGAACAUUAACUUCUUGAUUGAUUUUGAACCUACAGCCAUAUCCUCAUGCAGUGAUCUGUAAAGCCACUGCAGGUCCUGGAUGCAUCUGGCACCCCCGGCUAAAGCACAUUUACGGGGUGAUGAGCAGACUUUGGAUAGUCGGUCCCUUAAAUGAGGGUUAGUGAUGAAUGUAUUAGUCCAUAUGUUUAUGUGCACACAUAUUUUGUAUGUAAAAAUAACUGUGAUGACUGGUCUCAGAGCUCACUCUGUGCCCAGAGAAAUGCAGGAGAUUUUCUGACUUGUGCUGCUACUUUGGUCUGUCUAGCUUCAGACUUGGAAUCACUGUGUUGCAUUGUUUACUCUACCGCACUGCAAAAAUGUAUUGAUCUGACUGGCUGUAAGGCUGAAUCCAAUUGAAGUGGCAAAUUCUGGGUGAAAUAAGGAUGUUUACAGACAGUGGAGCAAUCCUUUGUCCAUAAGGAGUCUUCCUGUAGAUUCCUGUUGUCACUUGCCCAGGCAGAAAUGAGUGGUCUGGGAGAAGGGUUUAGCUAACAGCAGCCUACAGAGCAGUAGCGGAACUGUUUCAGGUCAUAAAUGUAGCAGUUGAACAAAGUGAUUUAGCAAGAAUGUGGCAAGGAGGGAAAAUGGAAUAUAGGGCAAUGUUUAACAUAUACUUGAGGGUCAGGAGAAAUGCCUGAUAAGGGGCCUGGGCAGGAUCUGGGAGCAAUAACACAGACUUCAGUGUCUGUGAUGAAAUCCUUGUUGUUGCUGAUUCAGCAAUACUUUUACCAUUAAUGGAAACUGAAUGAUUAAGGAGCACAUCUUUGAGGGUUGAAAGAGGAAGCAGAGGAGGCAUGCAAGCUUUUCAAAUGUCCUUUUUUUUUUUUUUUUUUAAAGUUAACCUUUCCAGAAUCUAAAUCAUGCUAAAAUUGAGAGGCUAUCUGAUCUGCUGUUCUGCCUCUGUAACAGAUGAUCACAGAAGCAUAAAAUACAAGGCUUGUAUAUACAGAGGUCUUUCUCUGACCCUGUUCCAGCAGUCUAUGGACUUUCUCAGCUUUCUGGCAGUUCCUUCUGGACCUGGUCUUAAUGAAUGCACUUAGUCCCUUUCUAAAAAUUCUUUUUUACUUUUGGCCUCCAAAGUGUUCUCUGGUAACAAACCCUAAAUUCAAUGCAUGUACAAAAAAGAACUGUUGUCAGGCUGUUUUAAUGGUUUCCUUGAUGAUUACCUCCUAGCUACUAUGGGAUCUGACUGGCAUUUCUGUCCUCUUGUUCAGUAUCCUUUUUCCAGUUCUGCUCACUAACAGAGUGGAUAAACAGAUUGUUUUUGCCUCUACAGUGGGCAGAUUGACAUUUCACUCUGCUUUCUUGCCAUUUAAAUUACAUAUCCUGCUGUCAUAAGUAAAUCCUCUUGUGAUACCUAAAAAAAUUAGAUCCUAGUUAUUAGAAGAGACCUGAAAACUAACAUGCCUACUUGCCAAAAAAUACUUAAACAUCAGAAAACCACUAAAGGUUUCGUUUUCUUGCUUUUUGUUUAGAGAAACCAUCUGGGUUUUUAGCUGCACAACAAAUUCACAGCAAAGGCAAAUGAUGCACUCCCAACACAGAAGCAGCUGAUCGAAAGACUCUUUCAGGUGCUGGUUUGUUACACUCAAACAGCUAUCUGUAAUUGAUGGUAAAAUGCAAUUGAUUGAUUCACUGAUUGAUUAAUUGCCUUUCCUUGAAGUACAUUUAAUUUGAAUAGCAAGCAGGUCCAUUUUACUCUAUUUACCCUGCAGAAUGUCUUGAGAUGCUAAAAUACGAGAAGUAUUGUGCCUUCUGUUAAACAUACUCAUCCUCAUUCCAUGGGUUAAAUGCUUGCUAGUCUAUAUAAUAUAUUCUAUAUAGCCUUCUGGGAAUGAGCUGUAGUUUUACAGCUGGGUCUGUCAGCUCAUAUUAUGAGCAGUGUUUCAUAAAAUUGUUCCUGGUUAUGAGAAAAAAAAAGAGGUGUUGGAAAUGACACCACCACUUGGAUGAAAAAGUGACUUGAUAGCUGAGUUAUCCUGUUGGCUUUGUGUGUGUAGCUCGUGUGCCUAAAGCUACUCACUGUGUUUGCAGGAUUCCUGAAAGUGAUUUGAUUUUGCCAUACUUUGGUUACCACUCUGCAGACAUUUGGGAGACUUUUUUUCUCUCCUUGUAUUUUUUUUUCACUUUGUUAGCAAAGAUCUGAUAGAAAUUUAUUAGGCUGGUGUUGUUCCACUCUUUGUUCUGAAAAGAACAGUGUCAUCUGGUACUUCCUUUUCCUCCCAGGCUUUUAAAAUAUUUAUUUUUAAAUUGUGCAAUAGGUUAAUUAACUAAUUAGCACCAUGUUGAUAUAUAUGGUCAGGUUUUCCAGGAAGUCCUUUAUCUCCUUGUUGCUUCAUCCUGGGUGACUUCACAAAUAGUCCAAGAGGCUGAUUUUGCUUAUCCCUUCUUUCCUUCUGCGCUUACGCAUUAGUGUGCUUUACUUUCUCUUCCCUAUGGUGGAUGUCAGAGCUCUUUUCUUUAACCUGUCAACUAACAGGAUGUCCUUUCCAGAGAAAGUCUCUCAUCUGCUUGUCUUCUUUCUUGCCACACCAGUUCCUGAAAGGUAAUGUUCACUUGUUUUCAGAUUCUUUCCAUGGAAGUCAGUCUCAUGCCUUGACUCCAGGGGCUAGUAGAAUUCCUUAGGCUUAUCACACACUGCUUAAUUACUUAAUUUGAGAGAACAAACUUGCUUUUUUGCAUGAUCUAAAUCUGCACCUUAAACUCAGCAUGACUCUGAGGACGCACACAGCCUUGUUGAUCCAGAGUGAAGGUUUCAGGCUCUGGUGGAACUAGUUCUUCCCUGAAGAUAAAAUCUGCUGAACUUGGGCUAUUUAGCUGCUCCUAUGGCAACAGAAGUGAGUCUGUGUGAGGUGACCACAUUUAUUUUGACUAGUUUUUGCUAACUGUGGUUCUUGAUGAGGGCUAGAAACCUGGGGCUGUGACCUGUAAAAUUAACUUCUCUUGCUCUCCAGAUAAAAUGUGGCUGAUGGUGCUGGGGUUCACAGGGGCAAAGAGCAGUGCUUAGGAAUUGUGUUGGAAGUCUGCUAGCAGAGGUUGAAGGAAGACUUCAAAUAAGCUGUCACUUGGUGCUUGUCCAAGAUGUCCUCUCUUGUAAUCAAGUCACCUACCUUCCGAGGGGGUGGGAAAGAUGGGAAUUGUUCUGUUGCUACUCAAAAGAGCCAGAUUAGCUCUCUUUGGCAUUUGUAUCCUGACCCUGUACAAUCCCAAGAGAACACCUGUCCUCUGGAUCCCUUUCCCUCUUUGGCUGGCCUGUGUGGAGCACCAUGGGGCCUACAGCUGUGGUCCUGGUUUUAGACAGAAGGUAUUGAAGCUGGGGCUCGUGGCUCUCUCUUUCUGGCCUGCAGUGGGGAGUGGUUCAGAAAGAGCCACUUGGCUGAAUGUGUGCCUUCUGCGUUUCUUUUGGUAUGUGUUUGUAUAUUUAAUGUAUAUGUGUCCAGGUAAUUAUGUGGGAGACCUUUUCUAAGUCAAACAAAUAAACUCUUUACUGUGUUACAUUUAGGUACUGUGUUCAUGGUAAAAAAUAAAUAUUUUAAUUUCUCUGCUACAGUUCCUGGAUUGGGGGCAUUUUUCUCAUUUAUUUGUCAAGAACCUGUACUGUCUGGAUUAGAGCAAGUUUCUGUGUAACUGGUGAACUUCUUUGGUCAAUGUUUGGUGGUAUUUGUUAAAAGAAAUGUGGGCAACUAAAUUCUCCACAAGUUCAGUGUUUUGUGGCUUUGAGUACCUUAUAAGAGUCUAAUUCAUUCCUGCUUUCUUGCUGCUGGAAUACGCUGCACUAGAUGUCCACUUUAGUUGCUUGGGAUGUUUUUGUUGUUGUUGUUUGUUUUUUGUUUUGUUUUGUUUUUUUAAAUUACUUUGCAGCUGAAAUGUAUCUUGCUGCAGCUAUAAAUGCAUCUGACAAAGUGUCACCUCGGUUUUCCUUUCCAUCUUUCUUAUAUAAUUUGUACCCAUCAGCAAUGACAUUUAAUUUAUGAAACUGAGUCCCUGUGCUACAUUUCAGUUUUACCUGGUACAAUGUAAUCCUUGACAUUUAAGUAACUCACAAGCUCUUGUUUCCCAUGCUCCCUUUGUUUGAGUGUACAAAAGCCCGAUUUAAAAUUCCUGACCAUGUUUCAGAAUAAAUCCAGCCUCUAUUUUACUUUUGGGCAUUAGGGCACAUAAAAAAGUAUUUGCAGUAAACAAAAUCUUCAUCUUUCAGUGUUUUAAAUCCAUGUAGCGAUUGCAUUUGUACUGUGUAAGAGGAGUCUCUCUAAUCCAAGCUUGUUUCACAGGGUAUCUCAGGGCUCUGCAGAUCCUGAGCUGCUUUCUUUAUAGCACCACCGUGACUUUCUGCCUUUUCUUUUUCUGUUUUGGGGAGGUUCUCCAAGAAUGAAAGAUAAGACUGUCCUUCCCCUCAUUUCUCUACUUUAAUAUAACACUCUUGUUUCUUGACACUCUUAUCUAUGCUCUUGCAAAACCGGGGAGCAGUCCAGGAUUGAAUGACUUUUUUGUGUAUCUAGAACUUGUGUCACCUGUCCUUAGCCUGCUGAAGAAAUGCAAAUUUGGAACUCCUCGUUAAUAAGCAAGGCUUAGGAAAAGCAGAGUCAGUGACUGUAGGAACCAACUUGGAAGAGAAACCUAUGGAUGUAGAUGA
Molecule: messenger RNA, 6845 nt
Organism: Motacilla alba alba
Lineage: Eukaryota; Metazoa; Chordata; Aves; Passeriformes; Motacillidae
Gene: SACK1F
Product: family with sequence similarity 83 member F
Exons: 5
Coding region: 312-2129 (605 amino acids)
Source: RefSeq, a predicted model, not a curated record